UGCACCAUGAAUACGUAUUUCGAAAUAAACAUCCAGCUAUUACUUGAAUAUAUGGAUAGUUCUUUAAAAAAGCUCUGAAAUAUUACUUGCUAAUUUUGGCCGUUUUUAACUUCUUUUAUUUAGCUUUUUUAUUUGAAUGAAUUAAAUUUGCCAAUGGACAAUAAUCUGUUUUGCAACGCAUUGAUUGCGCAGUUGACGUCUACUACUCAAUAAUAGCUAUUUCACAGGGCUUUGCUUAGCCAUAUGUUGGCCACAACUCGAUUAAUUCGGCUCUAUGGAGCUGCUCAGAUUUGUGUUAACUGAUUAAGUUUUUGUUUUGUAUUAUAUGAUGAGCAUCGUGUCCUUUCGAAAUUUGGGUUCGUCAAUUGAUCACUUCAGCGUAUACUGGAGGGGUGUUAGUUUCCUUGACAUUGUUUGUCGUUCCUUAAUUGAACAGGUUAAUCUCGAGGCUGUUCGCCAGGCGCUAGGCGCAGUUCGAUCUGUGCGCUCUUUAGUUGGUAAAGUGUUCCGUACAUUAGCUGAAGGUGUCCGGGCAAGCCAUGAGUCUGAGGAGCGGGAACGAGAUCAGGCUUUCAAGGGUAGCCUCGCCAGCGCUCUCAGCCAAUUGCACUCGAAACUAAGGGAGCUGGAAAGUUCUGCACAGAAUUUGGGUGGAGCUAGUCUUGGACUUGGAGCGACUUCAUUCCUUUGCCAGGACCCAACACUAGAUCGUACCUCACUGUAUGUAGAUAUGGUAAAAGCUCAUCGAUGGCUUGACCGGGUACACGAGUACACACAUCAUAUGGCAUCUAUACUCCAGCAGAAUAAUCUAAAGAGAUCAAACAAUCAGGUUUUCUGCAACAAACGUAGGCAGAGACUGCCCGUGCCUAGGGGCCAUAACGUCCCACAACCACCUGUUGACCAAUUCUUGAGCACAAUGCAACGGGGAUUGACCGAUAUGUCCAUCGACAUUGUCCGACCCUGUGGGCAAAAUGCCGUUCUCAAAGUGACGCUUGGCCGAACCCUCAAAGCUAUUAUCGUGCUGCGUGGCUUGCUCAUCGAAUGGGUCCUGAUCAAAGGAUAUACCGAGGAACUAUACACAGCAGAUGACCAGCUCGAUCUUUGGACCCCAUCACGUUUUGCUGUCUUUCAGAAGGUCACUGAACAUGCAAGUGCAGCUAUGUUGCACUUCCAUGUCCCGAGCAUGCACGAAGUUGCCGUGAAAUCGUUUCUACAUUGGCUGCACAGUUACAUAACGCUGUUUUCGGAUGUUUGUCGUCGUUGUAAUCGUCAUUUGCAAAAUCAUUUUCCACCGACGUGGCAUUGUGUUCGAACCUGUGAGGCCUAUCAUGAAACAUGCAGGCCAUGAAAUGCGAAAUGAUCAUGUCUACCAACUAAACAAUAGCGGGCGGUACCAGUAUGCUACUAGAACCUAUCCUCUAUUCGAAAUCAUGACGGCUUUUGCUGACGAAUAUUUGAGCAGAGCUUUGCUCAUAACAUACACCUGCAAGUAACAAUCAUGUGGUUGCUAAUGCUACCGGUAGACAGUUUGAUAUUGAGAUAGUUUGGUGUCGCAGCACUUUGUGUAUAGUGUGAUUAAACAGUUUCAUUAAAGAUCUUCCCCAUCAAUAGCGAUGCAGAAAAACUAACCACAGUUCAGUAAGUGGGAAAAAGUUUCCAGAUGCGAACUGCCAUCAUUCUAUGUACAGUAUGCAUGAAUAUGAAUAUAUUGGGGGAGACACUACAUAAGCAUUAAAUAGACAAGUGUUUAAUUGUGUGCUAAUUAGCUUAGUUGCAAUGUAGCUGUGUAUGGUAUUUCAGAGACUAUCAAAAAUAAACGCCCU
Molecule: messenger RNA, 1823 nt
Organism: Varroa destructor (honeybee mite)
Lineage: Eukaryota; Metazoa; Arthropoda; Arachnida; Mesostigmata; Varroidae
Product: mediator of RNA polymerase II transcription subunit 27-like
Biological process (GO): regulation of transcription by RNA polymerase II
Cellular component (GO): mediator complex
Molecular function (GO): transcription coactivator activity
Source: RefSeq, a predicted model, not a curated record